This is a messenger RNA of Myotis brandtii (Brandt's bat), 3265 nucleotides long. RefSeq names its product alanyl (membrane) aminopeptidase (gene ANPEP). Gene Ontology annotation, cellular component: cytoplasm. Gene Ontology annotation, molecular function: metalloaminopeptidase activity; peptide binding; zinc ion binding. The transcript is spliced from 15 exons. The record is from RefSeq and is a predicted model, not a curated record. NCBI's taxonomy places the organism in Eukaryota, Metazoa, Chordata, Mammalia, Chiroptera, Vespertilionidae. Gene Ontology annotation, biological process: proteolysis; peptide catabolic process. Bases 195 to 2807 code for a protein of 870 amino acids.
CGGUUCCUGGGUCUCCUCUCCGGAGCCUGGCAGAGCUCGCCCCUGCCCAGUCCAGUGACCUUUGCCUGUCUGAGCCCUGGUUAAUUUUUGCCCAGUUUGCGGGCUGUGGGGCUCCUCCCCUCUGGGAUAUAAGCCUGGCCCCAGGGUGCCCUGUUCCCUGACUGCCCUGAGCCUCCCGAACUCCCACCCUCACCAUGGCCAAGGGCUUCUACAUUUCCAAGGCCCUGGGCAUCCUGGGCAUCGUCCUGGGUGUGGCGGCCGCCUGCACCAUCAUCGCCCUGUCCGUGGUGUAUGCCCAGGAGAAGAACAAGAAUGCUGAGCUAUCGGCCCAGGUCACCACCACCUUGGACCCAAGCAAGCCCACCGUGACCGCCACGCCCACCACCACCUUGGACCAGAGCAAGCCGUGGAACCGGUAUCGCCUCCCCAGGUCGCUGGUACCCGACUCCUACAAGGUGACACUGAGGCCCUACCUCACCCCCAAUCAGCACGGCCUGUACAUCUUCGAGGGCUCGAGCACCGUCCGCUUCACGUGCCGGGAGCCCACCAACGUCAUCAUCAUCCACAGCAAGAAGCUCAACUACACCGACAUCCAGGGGCACAGGGUGGCCCUGCAGGCCCUGGGGGGCGCCAAGGCCCCCGAAAUCGACAGGACCGAGCUGGUAGAGGCCACCGAGUACCUGGUGGUGCACCUGAAGGGCCAGCUGGAGGCGGGCGUCAUGUACGAGAUGAGCAGCGAGUUCCAGGGCGAGCUGGCUGAUGACCUGGCGGGCUUCUACCGCAGCGAGUACAUGGACGGCAACGAAAAAAAGGUGCUGGCCACGACCCAGAUGCAGUCUGCUGAUGCCCGGAAGUCCUUCCCGUGCUUUGAUGAGCCCGCCAUGAAGGCCAGGUUUAACAUCACCCUCAUCCACCCCCACAACCUCACGGCCCUGUCCAACAUGCUGCCCACAGGUCCCAGCACCCCACUUAAGGAAGACCCCACGUGGCACGUCACCGAGUUCCACACCACGCCGGUCAUGUCCACGUACCUGCUGGCCUACAUCGUCAGCGAGUUCACGUAUGUGAACAUGACGGAGACCAUGUCGACCAAUCAAAACGUCCUGAUCCGGAUCUGGGCUCGCCCUAGCGCAACCGCGGCGGGCCACGGCCAGUAUGCCCUGAACGUGACAGGCCGCAUCCUCAAUUUCUUUGCCCAACAUUACAACACACCCUACCCUCUUGAUAAAUCCGCCCAGCCUACCCCCCGGGCGGAGUGGUGGAGCCUGGGGCACCGGCUUAACCCUCACCGCGGCCUCUUUCCACAGUCUUAUCUCCAGACCUUUUCCUACAAGAGCACCACUUACCUGGACCUGUGGGAGCACCUGCAGAAGGCUGUGAGCGAGCAGUCGGCCAUCAAGCUGCCUAAGGAUGUGAAAACCAUCAUGGACCCCUGGAUCCUGCAGAUGGGCUUCCCUGUCAUCACCGUGGACACCAAGACAGGGACCAUCUCUCAGAAGCACUUCCUCCUCGACCCUGACUCCGUCGUCACCCGCCCCUCAAACUUCAGGUCGGCCGGGCAGCCUGUCGCCGUCCCUUCCCCGCCCCUCCCCUCGGCUUUGCCCCAGAGGCUGGUGGCCGGCUGUUGCCUGGCUGCACGAGGCUGCUCUUGCUGGAGGGAGGAGGGUCAAGGGUCAGCCUCGAGUCUUCUGAGCUACCCCACCCCAGCUCUGGUCUCUCCCCCCACAGCUGAGACAAUGUUCAAAACCACAAACGAGUGGGUCCUGCUGAACGUCAAUGUGACGGGCUAUUACCAGGUGAACUACGACACAGACAACUGGAAUAAGAUUCAGGCUCAGCUGCAGAGAGACCUGUCGGUCAUCCCGGUCCUCAAUCGGGCGCAAGUCAUCCAUGACGCCUUUGACCUGGCCAGUGCCCGCCAGGUCCCCGUCACCCUGGCGCUGGGCAACACCCUCUUCCUGAUCAAUGAGAAGGAAUACCUGCCCUGGCAGGCCGCCGUGAGCAGCCUGAGCUACUUCAAGCUCAUGUUUGAGGGCUCCGAGGUCUACGGCUCCAUGCAGAAAUACCUGAAGAAGCAGGUCACGCCCCUCUUCCGUCAUUUUGAAAAUCUCACCGGUAACUGGACGAAGCGCCCCGAAAAGCUGAUGGACCAGUACAACGAGGUUAAUGCCAUCAGCACCGCCUGCUCCAGUGGGGUUCCGGAAUGCCAGACACUGGCGUCGAGCCUUUUCUCCCAGUGGAUGGCUGACCCCAGUAAAAAUCCGAUCCACCCCAACCUGCGGUCCACCAUCUACUGCAACGCCAUCGCCCAGGGCGGCGAGGCGGAGUGGGACUUCGCCUGGGACCAGUUCCGAAAUGCUACCCUGGUAAAUGAAGCGGACAAGCUCCGCGCAGCCCUGGCCUGCAGCAAGGAGGUCUGGAUCCUGAACAGGUACCUGGAGUACACCCUGGACCCCAACCUCAUCCGGAAGCAGGACGCCACCUCCACCAUCAGCAGCAUCGCCGGCAACAUCAUCGGGAAAACCCUAGCCUGGGACUUUGUCCAGAUCAACUGGAAGAAGCUCUUCAACGAUUACGGUGGCGGCUCCUUCUCCUUCUCCAACCUCAUCCAGGCCGUGACUCGACGGUUCUCCACUGAGCACGAGCUGCAGCAGUUGGAGCAGUUCAAGAAGAACAACAUGGACACAGGCUUCGGCUCAGCCACGCGGGCCCUGGAGCAGGCCCUGGAGAAGACCAAAGCCAACAUCAAGUGGGUGAAGGAGAACAAGGAGGUGGUGCACAAGUGGUUCAAAGACAACAGCAAAUAGUCCCCGGUCUGCGCAGUCGCCUGGCCCCCCUGUGAGGUGCCCACGGGCAUCUGUCCCAGUGGCCCACCCACCGCAGGACCCCCAUUCCCGGACCCCGAGGCCCCACGUCCUCCCUCAGGGACGACGUCCUAGCCCACGUUCUCUCCGCUCUGUCCGUGGAGCCAGUCCAGCUCCUGGCGGCCCGACUGUUCAAGCACCUCCCAGCCCCCGCCCCUCGUGUCAACCGCACCCCAGGCCUGGCAUGGCUCCUGUCGCCCAGGGCCCUGGGGCUGAUCUCAGGGAAGCCCAGCUCCAGGGCCAGAGCAGCAAAGCCCUAUGUGGACUUGGGUCGGCCUUGGGGAGCUGCCUGCGCCCUCUCUCACCUUCCCAUGAAGACCCUGAACCUGGAGACUCCACAGAACACCAGAUCUGUAUAUUUUUUUUCUAAGAGAAAAUAUAGAUAAAGGAUUUCUAGAUGA